GUUGAGUGCUCCAUUCUCCACCUGCCUGAUUUCCAGGUAGCACCGCCAAACAGGCACCCCCGACGACAUCGACGACAUCCGACAUCCAACAGGCGAGCGACAGGCGAUGAUCCCGACAGCCCUCCACAACACGCCCUCGACUAGCUAGCACCCGCCGCCGCCGCAGGCCGAAUGCGACAGCGAAAAUGGAGUUCGUUGCCGCCGCCGCGGGCGCGUCCUUCGACGAGGGCAAGCCGUCGCUGUUCGAGCUGCUGUCGGAGCAGCAGCUCGCCAUGCUGCUGCCGCCCACGAUCCGCUACCUCCUGACGGUGGCGACGCACCGCUACCCGCGCCACCUGCUACGCGUGCUCAACUCGUUCGACGAGAUCUACGCCCUCGCCUCCCUCAUCGUCGAGCGCCACUACCUCCGCACCCGCGGCGGCUCCUUCACCGAGCACUUUUACGGCCUCAAGCGCGAGCGCGCCGCCGGCCCCGUCUCGUCGGCCGACCUACCGCGGCUGUCAGCGGCGGCGCCGCACCUGGUGCGCGACGCCAUGGCGCUCAGGUCGACCCGCGACGUCUGGCGCAGCCUCGCCGCGCUCGUGCUCUUCCCCUACCUCAAGCGCCGCCUCGACGAGGCCCACGAGGUCGACGCCCCGCGCGCCGCCCUGCUGGGCGCCGCCUACAACCAGCCGCCGCUCCCAGGUGCACCGCUGCGCGAGCGCCUACUGUACGCCUACCGCUGGUUCCUGCGCCGCGUCUACCCGGGCCUCAACGCGUCGUACCACCUCGCCGCGCUGGCCUUUAGCCUCGCCUACCUGUUCGACGGCAGCCGCUUCCACCACCCGCUCGCCUGGCUCGCCGGCGCGCGCGUCCGCCGCAUGAACGCCGCCGACUACCGCGCCAUUGAUGCGCUCGAGAAGGGUGUUGCUGCUGCCGGCGCGGGCGGCGCGGCCUCGCUGCUCUCGCCCAGGGGGCUGGCGUCCAGGGCGCUGUCGGGCCUGUCGCUGGCCCUCCCCGCCAGCCUGGUCCUGCUCAAGUUCCUCGAGUGGUGGCACGCCUCCGACUUUGGCAAGCACCUGUCGGCCCGGACCGCCGAGAGCCUGGACCUGCCGCCGCCCGUCGUCACGGGCCUGGGCCUGCCGGAGCGGAUGAAGCAGGCGGCGGCGGCGGCGGCGGCGGCGGAUAGCGGUGUCGAUCAAGAGGAGAAGAAUAAGAGCAAGGAAAAGGGCAAGGAGAUUGAUGGGAACGAAGAAGAAGAGGAGAAAGAGGAGGCAGAGCCGCUGGCCGAGGACGCGCCCAUCGCCACGCCGUCCAUGCUCCCCAUCCUGACGGUCAAGCCGCCGGCCGACUCGUCGCUGUGCCCCAUCUGCGCCGACGACAUCACCACGGCGACGGCCUGCCAGACGGGUGUAGUCUACUGCUACACCUGCAUCCACCGCUGGGUCGCGGGCGAGCACCCGAGGCAGGAGGUAUUCAUGGCGGGGGGCAAGGAGGGCAGGUGGGAGAGCGGAGCCGGCCGGUGCGCCGUCACAGGCCGGCGCGUCCUCGGUGGCACCGAGGGCCUGAGGCGGAUAAUGGUUUAAGCCGCCUGUUUUGAAGACUCGCUGGAAGUAAUUAGGUAGAUGAUGAGAGCAUUAGAUGGCGUUGGGAGCGGGCAUGAUAUGUUCUAUUAACCACUGUUGUUCUUUUAUUGAUAUGUACUCGGCCUUCCCUAGUUGCCUGUUUGGCCGUCAUGGUUG
Messenger RNA from Gaeumannomyces tritici R3-111a-1, 1721 nucleotides. RefSeq lists its product as hypothetical. Gene Ontology annotation, molecular function: zinc ion binding; protein binding; ubiquitin-protein transferase activity. The record is from RefSeq and is a predicted model, not a curated record. The transcript has a single exon. Bases 186 to 1565 code for a protein of 459 amino acids. Gene Ontology annotation, biological process: protein import into peroxisome matrix; protein monoubiquitination. NCBI's taxonomy places the organism in Eukaryota, Fungi, Ascomycota, Sordariomycetes, Magnaporthales, Magnaporthaceae. Gene Ontology annotation, cellular component: peroxisomal importomer complex; peroxisomal membrane.